Molecule: messenger RNA, 870 nt
Organism: Culex pipiens pallens (northern house mosquito)
Lineage: Eukaryota; Metazoa; Arthropoda; Insecta; Diptera; Culicidae
Exons: 2
Coding region: 359-760 (133 amino acids)
Source: RefSeq, a predicted model, not a curated record
UCUGGAUUUCGCGUGCGUGGCUUUCAUCCUUGGCUUGCUCUUGGCUUUUUUCUUUCAGAAGUGGAAGCGAGUUACUUUUCUUUCUCACUCAAUCUUUUGUUAUGUAGCUCUAAUUUUCUACUUUUCACACCUGUAGAUCCUGCCCCAGCAGCCGAUCUCACAAACGGCGAAGUGAAGUUGACGGCCCGGCAGGACACGAACCGCAGAAGCUGUGAGGGGGGUGGCGAAGGUGGUACGGGUUCCAACAACAUUACCGACGAGAUGGCGCACUUGAGCAAACUUGUGUCCGCUGAUGACUAAGCAGUAGAUCUCGAAGUUGACCCAACGACCCCGCAGGACACGAACGCCGAUCUGACGAAUGGCGAAGCGAAGCCAACGGCCCGGCAGGACACGAACCGCAGAAGCUCUGGUGGCGGUGGUGGCUCAGCUUUCAAAGUUGUUGAGAUUUUGCCCAACAAUAAAGUUAUCAUCAUCGAGAACAAACCAGCGCCCGCUGAUGACGCUGAUGCAGAUUUCACGAACAGCAAAGCGAACCAGACGACCCAGCAGGACACGAACAGCAGAAGCUCUGAGGGGGGUGGCGAACGUGGUUCGGAUCUCGCUGGAGAUGAAGCAAAAGCUAGACCGUUCGCAUGUGCUAACUGCCACAAAACAUUUAAAACUAAAUCCGCAAGAGACGUGCAUCACAGAAUACACACAAGAGAAAAGCCGUUCAAAUGUAAAGUCUGCGACAAAACAUUUGCCGACCCUUCAACCCUGAGGAGCCACCAGUUCGUGCAUCUGCCAUCAGAAGAACGGCCAUUCAAAUGUACGAUAUGUGGGCGGGGCUUUAGCCAGAGUGGAAAUUUGAAAACACACUUUAAAAAUACA